This is a messenger RNA of Osmerus eperlanus (European smelt), 5941 nucleotides long. RefSeq names its product protein Smaug homolog 2. NCBI's taxonomy places the organism in Eukaryota, Metazoa, Chordata, Actinopteri, Osmeriformes, Osmeridae. Bases 952 to 2991 code for a protein of 679 amino acids. The record is from RefSeq and is a predicted model, not a curated record. Gene Ontology annotation, biological process: regulation of mRNA stability; negative regulation of translation; nuclear-transcribed mRNA poly(A) tail shortening. Gene Ontology annotation, cellular component: P-body. The transcript has 13 exons. Gene Ontology annotation, molecular function: mRNA binding; protein binding; translation repressor activity.
CUAGUGGCCCACGUCUUGCGUCAAAUCAGACCGAACGAAGUAAAUUUCUCCAGGCUAGCGGCGCUGCGCUCCAUUUUUUGUGUGUGGAAAGAAACAUUUUUGUAUAUAGAUGCAUUGUGUUACGUCUGAAAUCAUUACAUGUCCUUAUUGUAAAGGAAACUAAUAUACCGCUAGCAUCGGAUCGAAAUCUGCGCUUUGUUUGAGUUGUUUUGCAUUAUAGCUAGCAAGCUAGCUAACAUUACUCUAGGAAAUUCUUGCUAGCUAGCAAGCGAGAGAUUAGCUAGCGCUGCUAGUUGCUAACUAGCUAAUCAAUUAGCCAACAGCUAGGCUAGCUGACAAGUGCAAUCCACAUACGUAAACAAACAAACGACUAUAGCUACCGUAUGUUAUUUAUAUUUAUUCAACGUCAUACAUUUCGUGCUAAAUUACCUAGCGUGUUGGCUAAAUAACAAGUAGGACAUUUGUACCGUGAGAUCUACAUUGUUUCUCGUCGUUACUUUGCUAGCCCGUUAGCUUCGUCCGAGACGAGAAAGAGAGGGACAUUCCAGCAGCAACGUCGGAACGGAAAACAAUACCAAUCCCGAUUCACUCUCACCCAUUACACGGUGGAAAAACAUCAAGUCGGGUUGGGAAGAUGCAGGUGCAGAUACUCAGGAGAGAGCCUCUGCCUCCUGUCUGAGACACCACCAGCUCAAUUGGACAUACACAGUUCUCAUCCAAACUGCACUGAACCCUGUCCUAGUUGUCUCUGCACCACCCCUCACCAGGAGCCUCUGCUGCAGCUGAACCAUGUGAGGGCCCCCCCGCUUCGCUGUGAGGGGAUCCUAGGACUGUUCCUGUACCGCCGCCACUGAGCGGAGCCAGACUGAAACAGUUUGUGAUACUGCAGUCCUCCCCAUACCCACCGGCCCCACCCACACAUUCCCGUCCCUGUUCCCAAGGGAACACGCCAUGAUGUUCCGAGACCAGGUGGGCAUCCUGACUGACUGGUUCAAGGGCUGGAAUGAGUGCGAGCAGACGGUGGCACUGUUGUCCCUGCUCAAGAGGGUGUCCCGCACCCAGGCCCGCUUCCUGCAUAUCUGCCUGGAGCACUGGCUGGCAGACUGCACUGAGAUCCACAUCCUGGAGGCCGAGGCCAACAACGCAGCCAUUGUUAGCCAAUGGCACCAAGAGCCCAAAGAGAAGGCAGUGUCCCUGCUGCUAUCCCACCUGCCCCUGCUCCAGCCCCGCAACAGCGAGGCCAAGUGUGAAUACAUGAAGCUGCUGCAGAAGGUGCUGAGCCACACCAUCGAAAGCAGCCUGUUUGUGGAGGAGAGCCGACAGCUGCUAUCCUACGCCCUCAUCCACCCCGCCACCACCCUCGAUGACCGGACCUCUCUGGCCAUGUGGCUCAACCACCUGGAGGAGCACCUCUCCAGUGGCUACGCGCCCGCCUCCAGGCCACCCUCCGCCCCCUACCACCCUCGCCAGGGCUCAGAUGAGUGGCCCAGCUCCGCUGAGGCCAUGGAUCCUGGCCAUGCCUGGCACGAGAAGCCCCCCUCCUCCAGCACCUCCCCAGCAGGACAGAACGGACACAUGUCGUUCCCUGGCGGGAUGCCUUCUCCCAUCAACAGCAACAGCGCAGGCCUGGGGGGGCAGAUGCAGCCCAGCCCUCUGAAGAGGUCGAUGUCGCUGAUCCCCUCCAGCCCCCAGGCGUGUGGGUCGGAGUGGCUGAGCCAGGACGACCUGGGGGGGCGCCAGGCCUACUUACCCACGGACCACGCGCCCCUGUCCCCCCAGAGCAGCGUGGCCUCGUCAGGCAGCGAGCAGACGGAGGACCAGGGCUCUGCACGCAACACCUUCCAGGAGGACGGCAGUGGCAUGAAAGAUGUUCCCACGUGGCUGAAGAGUCUCCGUCUUCACAAAUACGCAGCACUUUUCUCUCAGAUGACGUAUGAGGAGAUGAUGAUUCUUACAGAGCACCACCUGGAGUCACAGAAUGUGACCAAGGGAGCGCGUCACAAGAUCGCCUUGAGCAUCCAGAAACUGCGAGAGCGGCAGAGUGUCCUCAAGUCUUUAGAGAAGGACAUCUUGGAAGGUGGAAACCUGCGUAACGCCCUCCAGGAGCUGCAGCAGAUCAUCAUCACGCCCAUCAAAUCCUGCUGCCCUGCCGGCGCCGCGCACAGGGACCUCAGCGAGCCCGGCGACUCCGCCCCCGAGCACUCCAAGCCUGGGGAGGACAAGGAGCUCUCCUCGGAGGCCUUCCAGCCCCACAACCCCCCUGCCUGUGACGGGGAGUCCUCCACCGCACCCAUAUCAGACGGCGACAUUGCUGGCCAGUUUACGCGCGUCAUGGGUAAAGUGUGCACUCAGCUGCUGGUGUCGCGGCCGGAUGAGGAGAACAUCAGCUGUUACCUGCAGCUCAUCGAGAAGUGUCUGACACACGAGGCGUUCACAGAGACCCAGAGGAAGAGGCUGGUCUCGUGGAAGCAGCAGGUUCUUAAGCUGCUCCGCUUGUUUCCCCGGAAGGCCAUGCAGACCAUGCUGGACAUGCCUGUCUACCGACAGAAAGGCUGGGCGUAUGGGUCCAACUCCCUCCCCACAGCAGGCUCUGUGAGUGGGGCUCUGGGGCGCCGGGGACAGAGGCAGUUUACCAUGCCGCCACGCGGGCUCCCGACCAGAGGCAUGGGGCUCUUGAGUCCAGGUGGCAUCGGGGGGGCCUCCCCCCGCCAUACCCUCACCAGCCCUGCUCUGGGGGGCCAAGGCAGACAGAACCUGUGGUUCGCCAACCCCGGGGGCAGCAACAGCAUGCCAAGCCAGAGUCGCAGCUCCGUGCAGCGGACCCACUCGCUCCCUGUCCACACCUCCCCUCAAACCAUGCUCCUGUUCCAGCAGCAAGAAUUUCAAGGUCCAGGGUCCGACCUGGAGAUCAACCCCACGCUGGAGUCACUGUGCCUCAGUAUGACAGAGCAUGCCUUAGGGGAUGGAAUGGACCGAACAUCAACAAUAUGAAAACAAGUCAAGAAACAAGUGUUGGAAAAAAAAAGUUUAAACAAAGUCGCCGGUUCACUCCAACAGAAGUCUGUUCAGCUCCUUGUAGCCCAGCACAAAGUAUAUGCUUCAGAAAACAACAAAGCGAAAUGGUCACUACAAAAACGACAACGACAAAACUAACUGUGUAUAUGUUCUCUGAUAUUUUUCUACUUUAUUAUACUUAACUAAGUUUAUUAUAAAUGGAAUACAGAUUACUAUUAUAUUACAGGAGAGAUGAGAGGUUAGUUGUACAAAACUGCUCAGUGUCUUCUGCAGGACUGUGACAUUAAGAUGAGCAGGGUUCUGAGAGGAAUAUGGAGGAUUGGUGCUGUCUUAAGGGGCGUCUACCCCCAAGUUUCUCCCCUCUUCCUCCCAGUAGCUAGAAAAUACAAAGGGUAACGACACUGCCUUGGAGCAAGGCUGCUGUCCAGGAACAUUGAGAGCCAAGCUUCACACCCCAUAUACUGUAUCCAGACAGUCUCCUGACCUGGAGCAAGGCACUUCUGCACGCUGCCCCCUAUUUGUGGGCACUGCGCAUUCACACACACACAAACAAACACACACACAUACAUAUGGUCAGCCUGUAGCCAGGCCCUGCGUGUCAUGUACAUGUACACUAUUUAGCAAGGAAGGCCCUGACACAUUGACAGACUUAAUAUCCUGGUUCAUCCCACUCCUGCAGCAGAGUGGAUAAACUCUUCAUAUGGGUAAAAAAAACGACUGUGUCCCACCCUAUCGUAACAAGGCCAAAGAGAAGGGGUCUGUGCGAAUUCUGAUGCCAGAGUCAUAUAUGUAAAGGUAAAUGCGGUAUUUGUUAAAACAAUGUCAGUUUUGAAGAAGGAAAAUAUGCCAGCCGCAACCAGUCUGCAUUGAAAUUUUGUGCUGUACUACACAAAUGAUGAUGAAUCUCAUUUGCAAGCUAAGCGCUGAGCAAUCCUUACAGGGUUGCAGCAGGGCUGGGGAGGUUUGUACUGUGGGAGCUGAAGUUAAAUUGCAUUUGUGAAAAAAGAAAAAAAUUGAGGAAAGGGCAGGUGUUGUGUCUGUUUUCAAGUACUUAUUUUUCAGGGAGCGUUGCUCUUUACCUCACUGUUAACGCUGGGUAAGAAACCUUAAUGAAAUCCCUUUCUACCCUGAGGCACUGUUAUGAUUGGCUCUGGAAAAUGCAAAUGAGGCUCAAGUCUUGUUCAGAAUGAACCAGUACCCACCUCUCUUCCCAACGGCCAGUGUGGAGAUUUGAUGAAUCAUAUAUUUUUACUUUUACUUUUUUUGGAAGGCGCUUGGAUAUCCUUCAGCCCCAACAUUAUCAUGUGGUAUCAGUGUUGAAUCCAAGAUUGUGUGCCAGCCUCUGUGUUUGAAUGUGGCAGGGGAGAGGUGCAUGUGCGUAUAUGGUCUUAUCUCAUGGAUCGUCUGUGUCUUAAGGCAGGGAUCUCCAUAUUCAUUUUUAUUUCCACAGAGCCAUGACUGUUCUACUUGUUUAGUAAACAUGGUUAUUUACCAACGUCUUUUCCACUCUUAUUCUUUAUACGCUCCCCUGAUAAACAACUUCUGCUUUUUUCUUAUUCUUGAAAUGCAUGUUUUUCCCCCACAAGAUUUGAGUUCUGAUAUUGCUUAUAAGAGGACAGAAUUGAGUGCUCGUGAUGGUGCUCGAUGUCAUCAAAUGGAGAAGGCAAAAGUGAUGUGACUGAUGUUCAAUGUUGAUGCCUCCCAAUGAGCACUGUUUACUUCUGGCGUGGGCAUGCCCUUGUGUAAUGUGAUGUCUGAAAAUCAGAUUACUCAUUUGAAUAUUUCAUCUCUUUAUAUGUGUAAUGCAUAAAGUACUUGGCUGGCUGGGUAGAGAUUGACUGAUGCCUGCUACCACGAGUCUUAUCUACGUUGCGAUCAUGACUCCGCAUAUAAGUCAGACGGACACCCAUGUGGGGCACGUGCCGUCUGCCUUCCUGGAGUUGUGGAGUAACGAGAAGAUUGAUCUUGCUUGGCCUUGUGGUUUCAACUGUCAGAUGCCAGUUGCUGAUAAAGCGAGGCGUUUAGCCUGAGAGGCACAGCCCCUGCUUCUUCUGUCUCUGCUUGGGUACUGAGCUGAGUAGUUUUCUAGUCACAGUUAUCCUCAGAGCUGGCUCUAGGACAUGUCUGACUUGAUGACUACAUCAGAUUUCUUGUCCACAAAGAGAGAUGAGUAUAUUUGGGGGGAAAACAUCUACAUAUUUCAGAUAUAGUUAGUCAAUUUUCUCUUAUCUAAGCUAUUGUGUGAAAUUGGUUGGGCCAACACUGUACAGUACGUACAUGUUACAUGGCUCAGAGUCUAAUUUGAUUGGUCUAUGUACCAUAGUAUAGCGUACCUGAAAUGAUUAUACAGGUUGGAGGCUACCAAUGUGUAGGACAGGGUUCUUUAAGCCUGCAAAAUAGACUCUGGGAGCUUCAUAUUCUAUUGAAGAGUGGUGGGCAAUGACAUUUCCAGUCUGAGCUGUGAUAUAUGUGAUUAUGAGUAUAACUCAACACUAACAACAGGCCAAGGAAUAUGUUUACCGUAUGUUUACAUUCCAGUGAUGUGUGAAUUGGGUUUGAAAAUACACUUCACAAGUUUGGGUUAAUAUUUUCUUGCCAAGCAGAGUUAUGAGGUACAUAGCUUGUGUGUCAUUCAGUACAUAUUAAGACUCUUUGUCCUGGACCUUCAGAUGGUGUUCAUGUUCCUGCCUGGCAUAGUCAAUAAGCAGUCAGUUGUAUACUUUGUUGCAUCUCUGUCUUGUAAAAUUUAUAUUUAAUACUAAUUCCCCACCCCCAAAACGUUUUUCUAAUGUUUUAUGAAUGAACAUUUUGCAUCCCAUGCUUAGAAACUACUUUUUUACUGUCACACAUUUUAUGUUUGAAUGAUCUGAACUGCAGCUUUGCUCAGAUAGACAGUCCAAAUAAAGAGUAUUUUUUUUUUUUGCUA